Messenger RNA from Chlamydomonas reinhardtii, 2020 nucleotides. RefSeq lists its product as uncharacterized. Bases 31 to 1506 code for a protein of 491 amino acids. The record is from RefSeq and is a predicted model, not a curated record. The transcript has 8 exons. Gene Ontology annotation, cellular component: membrane. Lineage: Eukaryota; Viridiplantae; Chlorophyta; Chlorophyceae; Chlamydomonadales; Chlamydomonadaceae.
ACACAAUGCGACAGCUUUAAGUUACUGACCAUGACAACUGGCGAGCUCGGCGCUGAGGUGCAGAAACGAAACUUUCUCAGAGCGGCUUUCGACGGCUUCUGGAACAACGGUGCCCUUCUCAUUGCUGUAGCGGCGUUCUUAUUUUCGGUGACUGGAUUGUCGGUCAAGCUUAUUGGACAUGACCUGCCGACGUUCCAGAUCGUGCUGGUGCCGGGGCUUCUGUGCUUCGUGGCCACGUCAGCCGUGGUGGCCGCCUACCAGCCGGGCCCGCUGGCCAGCCGCUCGCUCUACGUGAGCGGCAUGACGCUGCUGCGCGGGCUGCUCGGAGCCACCGCCAUCACCUGCUUCUACCUGGCAAUAGAGCUGCUGCCGCUGCAGGACGCAGUGACGUUGUUCUUCUGCAGCCCGGUGCUGGCGGCGCUGUUGGAGCUGGCGGUGACGGGCGAGAGCCACGGCUGGGCGGGCGCCGCCGCCACCACCUGCACCGUGUGCGGCGUGGUGCUGGUCAGCCAGCCCGAGUGCCUGUUCAGGCGCGGCGGGCACAGCAUGGAGGACCACGGCAACAGCGCGGCGGGGGUCAUCCUGGCCACCACUGCGGCGGCGGCAAACGCGGCCGCGUUCGUGGUGGUGAGGAUGCUGAAGCGCUCACAGAACACGGUGGUGCUGACGUGGUGGUACCACGGCGUGGUGGUCACGGUGGCGGCUGUUCCUCUGGCCCUGGGCUACCCCGCUCCCGCCGUGGCCCCCUCGGCCCGCUCCGGCUGCCUGCUGGGCGCGGUGGGCGCCACGCAGUUCCUGGGCCAGCUGCUGCUCAACAGGGGCUUCCAGCUGGAGAGCGCAACACGCGGGUCAGCCAUAAACGUGCUGCAGGUGCUGUUCAGCUUCCUGUGGGACCUGGCGGUGCUGGGCGACAAGCCGGGGCUGGUGUCCGCCGCCGGGUCGGGGCUGGUGGCGGCGGGGGUGCUGUUCGUGGCGCUCACGCCCGUGCACCACCACCCGCUGGCGCCAGCAGCGGAGACGGGGGCGGAGGCGGGGCUGGGGGCAGGGGGGCAGGGGCACCGGCAUGGGCAGCACAGGCACGGGCACGGGCACGUGCGCGGAAGGCUGCAUGGGGAGGCGGAUGUGGAGGCCGAGGCGGCGCCGCUGCUGGGCGCCGGCGGCACGGCGGCGGUGCUGGCCAGCCGGAGAGGCGGCGGCGGCGGUGGCGGCGGCGGCGGCGGGUUAGGUCUGAUACGCGAGGAUGGGGGAGUGGUAGAGAGUGGGAGAGGCGGCGGCGCCCUGGUGGCAUCGAGCCUGGUGCAUUUGCAAGUGGAGGACGGCGGGAGCAGGGAUGGGCGGAGCGGCAGCAGCAGCGGCAGCGGCGAGAGCACGCCGGGGCUGCCGGGGGGUGGCGCGAGCCGGGAGCGGGGCCGGGGCGGGAGUGGUGUGGAGGAUGGCGGCUGGCAGCUGCAGCAGCCGCUGCUGGUGCGGGUGGUGGGGCGGCUGUCGAUGGACACGGCGACGUAGCGCCAAUGCUCGUGUGCUCGUGUGUGCGUGUGUGCUCGUGUCUGCGAUGUGUGCAUUUGAAGAGGGAAGAGGGCUGUAGCGUAGGACACACACUGGUGCGAUUGUGAACUGAGCUACAUCCCUGUGACUGAACGUUACAGCGUUCUCACACAGCGUUUGGCAUGGGUGCAACAGAGAAGCGAAAGUAAUUGAUUUGGCAUCCGCCGAUUGUGGGUUGCAUACUCCUAAUGUGGUAGCUAUGUGUGAGUCACGGGGAUAUGUCCUGCAUCCUGCGGCUCUGUGUCUUCUAUGAAGCCCAGCUUGGGCGCUGGUAGAGGUAGAGUGGGAGCUGUGUGGGGGUCGACACGGGCGCCUUGGGGCGUUCGGGCUUCGAACAGACUCACCACGGUGCGUGUUGCUGGCAGGGCGGCAUGCGUUGUCGCCAGUCCAUGCGACCCUCCCAAUGCACCGAUAGCGCUGCAAACGGCGACAUUGCUGGACGCAUUUGAAAUGAGAGCUCCAUGGGUGUCAAGAA